Messenger RNA from Lotus japonicus, 3786 nucleotides. Its product is annotated as protein argonaute 10-like. Gene Ontology annotation, biological process: regulatory ncRNA-mediated post-transcriptional gene silencing. Bases 386 to 3334 code for a protein of 982 amino acids. Lineage: Eukaryota; Viridiplantae; Streptophyta; Magnoliopsida; Fabales; Fabaceae. The transcript is spliced from 22 exons. Gene Ontology annotation, cellular component: cytoplasm. The record is from RefSeq and is a predicted model, not a curated record. Gene Ontology annotation, molecular function: RNA binding; protein binding.
AUGGGCAUGGUACAUCCCCGAGGCUGCGCAAAGCAGAGAGAGGAGGCAACUUUAAAAGCAAAGAGGCAGGGAAAGCCUUUUACACGUGAUAAAGAAAGAACCAAAAGUGCUUUGCAUGCGUGUGUAAGAUCAUCAUCAUCAUCACUCUUUCCUUCACUUUCCUUUCUUCUUCCUUCAACGAUUCUGAAUCUUCCACCACCCUCUCUACUAUUUCUACCCCCUCACUCACUCCUUCAAGCUCCUUCCUUUGUUAAACAAGUCAAACAAGCUGAAGCAAUUGGUACUGUUUGGAAGGUGUUUGAAGCAAAAGCUAAAAGAGAAAUUGGUGCUUUUUUGCAUUUUACAUUGAUUCCAGUUUAAGUACUCAUCAAUAAAAGCUAACAACAUGCCAUUGAGGCAGAUGAAAGAAGGGUCUGAGCAACACCUAGUGAUCAAACCCCAUUUGCAGAACCAGAACCCCAUGUGUACUCCAGCUAAGAAGGUACCGAAAGCUACUACCCAAAAUGGCCAAGGUCCAUCACCACCUCAAGAAAACCAUAGCCAAACUUCACCUCACCCAAGGAACAAGGGAAGGAGAAGGGGCAGAGGAGGCAGAAAAUGUGAUCAAGGUGAUGUUUUGAUGAGGCCUAGUUGCAGGCCUUGCACUGCAACAAGUUCUUCUGCAAAUGGAAAUGUUCAAAAUGGCUACACCUCUGGGAAUGUAGAUAUGGGUUUUCCUACUUCAAGCAAGUCUUUAAGCUUUGCUCGUAGACCUGGAUUUGGACAAGUUGGGACAAAAUGCAUUGUGAAGGCUAACCACUUCUUUGCAGAGUUACCAGACAAGGACUUGAACCAAUAUGAUGUUACUAUUACCCCGGAAGUGUCUUCAAGAGCAGUAAAUAGGUCCAUUAUAGCUGAACUUGUGAGGCUGUAUAAAGAGUCUGACUUAGGGAUGAGACUUCCUGCAUAUGAUGGCAGGAAAAGUCUGUACACUGCAGGGCAGCUUCCAUUUGCUUGGAGAGAAUUUAAGAUUAAGCUUGUAGAUGAACAAGAUAGAGUAAAUGUCCCCAAAAGGGAAAGAGAGUACAAUGUGGUGAUAAAGUUUGUUGCUCGGGCAAACUUGCAUCACUUAGGUCAGUUUCUAGCUGGUAAGCGUGCUGAUGCACCGCAGGAGGCACUUCAAAUUCUUGACAUUGUUCUGAGAGAGCUGUCGAAUAAGAGGUAUUGUCCCAUUGGGAGGUCCUUCUUUUCACCUGAUAUUAGAACACCACAACGGCUUGGAGAGGGAUUGGAGUCAUGGUGUGGAUUUUACCAGAGCAUAAGGCCUACUCAGAUGGGCCUUUCCCUCAAUAUUGAUAUGGCAUCUGCUGCAUUCAUUGAACCUCUUCCAGUAGUAGAGUUUGUUGGCCAACUAUUAGCAAAAGAUGUGUUGUCAAGGCCGUUGUCAGAUGCUGAUCGCAUUAAGAUUAAGAAAGCCCUUAGAGGAGUUAAAGUUGAAGUAACACACAGAGGAAGUGUGAGAAGAAAAUAUCGUGUUUCUGGGUUGACUUCUCAACCAACAAGAGAACUUGUGUUUCCUGUUGAUGAGAACUCAACUAUGAAGUCAGUUGUUGAAUACUUCCAAGAGAUGUAUGGUUUCACUAUUCAAUAUGCUCACCUUCCUUGCCUUCAAGUAGGAAACCAAAAGAAGGCUAACUAUUUACCUAUGGAGGCCUGCAAAAUUGUUGAGGGGCAACGCUAUACAAAGAGAUUGAAUGAGAAGCAAAUUACUUCUCUGUUGAAAGUUACUUGCCAGAGACCUCGUGAUCGGGAAAAUGACAUUUUACAGACCGUUCAACAUAAUGCUUAUGACCAAGAUCCUUAUGCAAAGGAAUUUGGAUUGAAUAUCAGUGAAAAGCUAGCUUCUGUCGAAGCACGGAUUCUUCCUGCCCCAUGGCUUAAAUAUCAUGAAAGUGGGAAAGAGAAGAACUGUUUACCCCAAGUUGGUCAGUGGAAUAUGAUGAACAAGAAAAUGAUUAAUGGAAUGACUGUUAACCGGUGGGCAUGCAUAAAUUUUUCACGGAGCGUGCAAGAUAGUGUUGCUCGCACUUUCUGUAAUGAGCUUGCUCAAAUGUGUCAAGUAUCUGGCAUGGAAUUUAACCCAGAGCCUGUUAUUCCCAUCUACAAUGCCAAGCCUGAGCAGGUGGUGAAAGCUUUGAAGCAUGUUUACCAUGUUUCGUCAAACAAAACUAAAGGAAAGGAAUUGGAGCUGUUGUUAGCAAUAUUACCAGACAAUAAUGGGUCUCUCUAUGGUGAUCUCAAGCGUAUAUGUGAAACUGACCUGGGUUUAAUUUCACAAUGCUGUCUGACAAAGCAUGUCUUUAAAAUCACUAAACAGUACUUGGCUAAUGUGUCUCUGAAGAUCAACGUUAAGAUGGGAGGUAGAAACACUGUUCUUCUUGAUGCUUUGAGCUGCAGGAUACCAUUGGUUAGUGACAUACCAACCAUAAUUUUUGGAGCAGAUGUCACCCACCCUGAAAAUGGAGAAGACUCUAGCCCCUCAAUUGCAGCUGUUGUAGCAUCCCAGGACUGGCCUGAAGUGACGAAAUAUGCUGGUUUAGUGUGUGCUCAAGCUCAUAGACAAGAACUUAUACAAGAUUUGUACAAAACUUGGCAGGACCCUGUUCGCGGCACAGUUAGUGGUGGCAUGAUAAGAGACUUACUGGUUUCCUUUAGAAAGGCGACAGGACAAAAGCCACUACGAAUUAUAUUUUACAGGGAUGGUGUAAGCGAGGGGCAAUUUUACCAAGUAUUACUUUAUGAGUUGGACGCAAUCCGGAAGGCAUGUGCGUCCUUGGAGCCAAACUAUCAGCCUCCGGUAACUUUCAUAGUUGUACAAAAAAGACACCAUACUCGGUUAUUCCCAAACAACCACAAGGACAGGAGCAGUACAGAUAAGAGUGGGAACAUAAUGCCUGGGACUGUUGUUGAUUCUAAAAUCUGCCAUCCAACGGAAUUUGAUUUUUAUCUCUGCAGUCAUGCUGGCAUCCAGGGUACUAGUCGACCUGCUCAUUAUCAUGUUCUAUGGGACGAAAACAACUUCACAGCAGAUGGAAUUCAGUCUUUGACCAACAAUCUUUGUUAUACAUAUGCGAGGUGUACACGCUCCGUGUCCGUUGUUCCUCCAGCAUAUUAUGCACAUUUAGCAGCUUUUCGAGCCCGUUUCUAUAUGGAACCAGAUAUGCAAGAGAAUGGCUCUUCAGGUGACGGUAACACUAGUAACAGCUCCAAGGGGACACGAGUAGCUGGAGAGUGUGGUGUUAAGCCAUUGCCAGCCUUGAAAGAAAAUGUGAAGAGAGUGAUGUUUUACUGUUAGACUUGGAAUUGGUAGAUGAUAGAGCAUCAAAUAGUAGAAAACUGGAACAAUCAUUGAAUGCAGUGCUCACUUCAGAUUAGCAUGUACAUUAGUCGCGGUUCAUGCAUAGCGGUCAGGUUUCCUGUGAUAGAUUCACGUAGGUUUGGUUUCAUGGUGAAAUGUUGAAGAAUCACUUAUAGUUGGAAAUUAAAAAUUACAAGACUUAGCUUUUGAAGAACCUUGGAAACCAAUCACCAACUUAGUUUAGAGUUCCUAGAAGUAUUAGGUUUUAUAGAUAUUGUAAAAGUUGGCAUUGUAAAGAAUGUUCUAUCAGUCUUCAUUGUAGAAAAUUUUGCCUGAAGAUCUUUCUAACAUAGAAAUUUCCCACUUCAUUUUUCAAUGAGGGGAAGUUUCAUCUCAUUAGUUUUGCAAUAUAAUUAGCCAACAUUCACGUUUACUCUGAUACAUAACAA